AUGUCUACUAGAAGCAAUGAGAUGCAGAAGUCUUCUUUUAUACCUAGCCAGACAAAACCAUCUGCUUAUCAGCCUGCUGCUUCAGUACCUUCUUCUAGGCCUAGUAAAUUUGAACCAAAAUCCCUCCAUACCCCUGCUGAGAAACCAGACAGCAGGCAACAGACAACAUACAGCCAUGGUGCAGGGGACUUUUCCAGAACUGAUGGGUUCCAGGCAGCUGAAGACUUGUCAGAUCUUGGUUGGGAUUUCUCUCAACCAGAGAAGCCAAGCAGCACUUACCAACCACCAGACAGCAGCUACAUGUACUGUGGGUACCAGACCGGUGGUGGAGUCUGCGAUCCCUCUCAUAAUUACGGCGAAAGCAACCCUUAUUGGGAUCCUGGGUGCCACAACCAAGGACCAGGAUACAACUACGGCAAAACCGGUGUUCCCGUUCCCGACUCUCUCACACAUUGUUACAACGAAGAAGAUGACGAUGUUGAGGAUGAUGAUCUUGGUUGGGAAGAUGACCACGGGCACCAUCACCAGGCCAAUAAGUUAUACUACGACCGAUCCAAGGAAACCGGAUCGGUGCAAGCUCAUGAAAUCAGCAGCAACUCUGUGAAAGAGAACCUGGCGCGAAACGAAAAGAAGGACCAGCUCGGUAGGGACAGGAGUGAGAUGAAAGAAAGGGGGCCGCCCAAAAAACGGCGGCAGGAGCUGGGGAGCGACUCAGAGAACGACGCAGAAGCCCUGGAGAAAAGGAGAGCGAAAGUGGAGGCCGGCUUGUUGGAAUUCGCUGGCCAAAAACGAGGAAAAGCCGGCACCAUCUGCCCUAUGGACGAGUUCAGAGACGCUCAACACUGGAAGGAGUUUUCCAAACAAGGAAGAAUGCCUCCUUACUUCGACCUCAUUGAAGAGAACGUGUAUCUAACAGAAAGGAAGAAGAAUAAGAGUCACCGGGACAUUAAGAGGAUGCAGUGUGAGUGUCCUCUGCUCUCCAAGGAGGAGAGGGUCCAAGGAGACGUGGCCUGCGGAGAGGAUUGUCUCAAUCGGCUGCUCAUGAUCGAGUGCUCCUCCAGGUGUCCGAACGGCGAUUACUGCUCCAACCGGCGUUUUCAGAGGAAGCAGCACGCCAACGUGGAGGCCAUCCUGACGGAGAAGAAAGGUUGGGGUCUCCGGGCCGGCAGCGACCUGAAGCCGAAUACAUUUGUCCUGGAGUACUGCGGGGAAGUUCUGGAUCACAAGGAGUUCAAGGCGCGUGUGAAGGAGUACGCCCGGAACAAGAACAUCCACUAUUAUUUCAUGGCGCUGAAGAAUGACGAGAUCAUCGACGCGACGCAGAAAGGGAACUGUUCACGUUUUAUGAACCACAGCUGCGACCCGAACUGCGAGACGCAGAAGUGGACGGUAAAUGGGGCAGAUUCGGGUCGGCUUUUUUACCACCCGAUUUGUUCCCCCGCCGGCGCAGAGUUGACCUUUGACUACCAGUUUCAACGUUAUGGGAGAGAGGCUCAGAAAUGUUUCUGCGGAUCUGGCAAUUGCCGGGGCUACCUGGGCGGCGAGAACCGAGUGAGCGUUCGAGCGGCUGGAGGCAAGAUGAAGAAGGAAAGGUCCCGCAAGAAGGAUUCGGUGGACGGGGAGUUGGAGGCUCUCCUGGAGAACGGGGAAGGUCUGUCUGACAAGAAUCAGGUCCUCAGCCUGUCCCGGUUAAUGGUCCGAAUCGAGACCCUGGAGCAGAAGCUCACCUGUCUGAAGCUCAUCAAGAACACGCAGUCCCAGUCCUGUCUGAAGCUCUUCUUGGAGUGUCACGGUCUGUCUCUUCUGUGGAUCUGGAUGGCUGAACUCGGUGACAGCCGGGGGGAACACGAACAACAGCAUCAAGUUGCAGCUGGAGAUCAUCAGAACGUUGGAGCUCCUCCCCAUCCCCAACAAGAACAUGCUGGAAGAGAGUAAGAUCCUCCCCAUCAUACAGAGGUGGUCUCAGACCAAAAUGGCCAUUCCGGCGCUGAGCGAAGGCGACGGCUACUCCAGCGAGAACACGUCGCGGGCGCACACCCCGCUCAACACCCCGGCUAACACGCCUGACCCCGCCGCCAAGCCAGCUGAACGUGGAGAUGGAGGGCGAGACCCCCAAGAAGCUGAUUCUGCGCCGGCUGAAAAUCGUCAGCGAAAACAGCAUGGACAGCGCGGCGUCCGACGCCGCCAGCGAGGUGGAAGUAAAGGACGUGUCCGUAAAACAAGAGGCCCCCGCCUCCGAGGAACAGAAAGAAGGGGAGAAAAUGAAGGAGGAGGUCAAAGUUGAGGAGCCUCCAACGCCAACCGAAGAGCAGCCAGCCUCUGUCCCCAAAUCUGAGGAGGACCCAGCGGCAGACGGGAACAAAGAAGCUUCGGCUGGUAUGGAAGUCUCCGAAACGGAGCCCAAGGACCCCGGUGGGCUGAAGGUAGAAGAGGCACCUGCGGUGGAGACCCCGUCUCAGGACGAGGAAGAGGGCAUCUCCGAUGUGGAGAGCGAGAGGAGCCAGGAACAGCCGGAUAAGAUGAUUGACAUGAGUGAGCUGGCCUCCAAACUCCUGGAGGGAUGGAAGGAUUUGAAGGAAGUCUAUCGGAUCCCAAAGAAGACGCCGGCGGAGAAGGAGCACCAUGACCGACACAGAGAGUCCUCCGGAGGAAACUACCAGACACCGAACACGAAGAGCCAGACCCGGGAGCGAGACUCCGAGCGCCAGAGCCAAAGGAAGCGCAAGCAGUCGCCGUCUCCUCCCUCCUUCUAUGAGCGCAGUGCAAAAAGGGGCGAGGACAGCAGGUAUGACACUCCCGCCACCUCCAAGAAGAAGAGUCGCCUUCAGGACCGGAAUAAGCUGUCCACGGAGGAGCGCAGGAAGCUGUUCGAACAAGAAGUGGCCCAGCGCGAGGCUCAGAAGCAGCAGCAGCAGAUGCAGAACAUUGGCAUGGCUUCUCCCAUCUCUUAUGAGUCUUUGCCGUACGGCACCCAGCUGCCCCCGCCUUACAUGACCUACCCUCAAGGUUACCCCAUGCAGUCCUUCAUGGACCCCACCAAUCCCAACGUAGGGAAGGUUCUGCUUCCCACUCCGCCCCUGGAUACUGUCAAUUCUCCCAACAGCUAUGACCCCUCUCAAGGUAUGGUCAACCCGGCCAUGAUGACUCCGCAGCCGGUCCCAGUGGUACAACAUGUAGCAGCCCCUAUGGACGUCCCCCACCCAGCAGUACGCCACGCAGCCCGAGCCUAUGGUCCCACAGGACCCCAAUGUGAAUGUAAUGCCAGUACCGGCCCCCAGCGCUGUGCCAACUCAGACCUAUGGCGCCUGGGACCCCAAACAGUCGGCGGUGCCCGUUCAGCAGCAUCAAGCUCAGCCUCAGUACCCACCACCCCCCUGCACAGCCUGCAAUCUACUACCCAGGACAGCCCUGCUCGGCCAUGUAUGGGAUGCCGGCCCCCUAUCCUCAGACCACGCAAGCCAUGGUGCAGGGUUACAGCCAGCCAGGCCUGCAGUACAUGACAGGGCAGCAGAUGUACGCACCUCACCCGCAGGGUGUCGUCAUGCAGCAACCUCCGCCCGUGGCGGCCAUCGUUCCUCCCGGACAGCCACCAGCAUUGCAGCAGCCUGAGAUGGGAAUAGCUGGCAACAACAUUAUGGACCUUCCUCCACCUUCUCCACCCAAACCUAAAACCAUCGUCCUUCCUCCCAACUGGAAGACCGCACGAGAUCCAGAGGGGAAAAUCUACUAUUACCAUGUAAUAACCAGGCAAACGCAGUGGGACCCUCCGUCCUGGGACAACGCCGGAGAGGAGGGAGUGAGUCUGGAUCACGAAGCCGAAAUGGACCUGGGAACCCCGACCUACGACGAGAACCCCAUGAAGUCUUCCAAAAAGGCUAAAACGGCAGAAGCGGACACAUCGAGUGAGCUGGCCAAGAAGAGCAAAGAGGUGUUCAGGAAGGAGAUGUCGCAGUUCAUUGUGCAGUGCCUGAACCCCUACAGGAAGCCGGACUGCAAGAUCGGCCGGAUCAACACCACCGAGGACUUCAAGCACCUCGCCCGCAAGCUGACCCACGGAGUCAUGAACAAGGAGCUGAAGUACUGCAAGAACCCGGAGGACCUGGACUGCAACGAGAACGUCAAACACAAAACCAAGGAGUACAUCAAGAAGUACAUGCAGAAGUUCGGCACCGUCUACAAACCCAAAGAGGACAUCGACAUGGAAUAG
This is a messenger RNA of Staurois parvus, 4207 nucleotides long. NCBI's taxonomy places the organism in Eukaryota, Metazoa, Chordata, Amphibia, Anura, Ranidae. The record is from the annotation of a GenBank genome assembly.